Molecule: messenger RNA, 1297 nt
Organism: Arabidopsis arenosa
Lineage: Eukaryota; Viridiplantae; Streptophyta; Magnoliopsida; Brassicales; Brassicaceae
Source: the annotation of a GenBank genome assembly
UAAAUUUUGUGAAGAGAGAAAAAGAAACACAAUAGAGAAAAUGGGAGUUCUCGAGCAUGUUGCUAAUCUUGCUUCUAUGCCCUUUGAUUCUCCCAGGAAAAGGAAGUCUCGUGGAACACGAGAUGUAGCUGAGAUUCUAAGACAAUGGAGAGAGUAUAAUGAGCAGACCGAGGCAGAUUCUUGCAUCGAUGGUGGUGAACCAGUCCGAAAGCCUCCUCCAAAAGGUUCAAGGAAGGGUUGUAUGAAAGGUAAAGGAGGACCUGAAAAUGGGAUUUGUGACUAUAGAGGAGUUAGACAGAGGACAUGGGGUAAAUGGGUCGCUGAGAUCCGUGAGCCAGGCCGAGGUGCUAGGUUAUGGCUCGGUACUUUCUCUAGUUCAUAUGAAGCUGCAUUGGCUUAUGACGAGGCUGCCAAAGCUAUAUAUGGUCAGUCUGCCAGACUCAAUCUUCCCGAGAUCACGAAUCGCUCUUCUUCGACUGCUGCAACUGUGUCUGGCUCGGUUACUGCAUUUUCAGAUGAAUCUGAAGUCUGUGCACGUGAGGAUACAAAUGUAAGAUCUGGUUUUGGGCAGGUGAAACUAGAGGAUUGUAGCGAUGAAUAUGUUCUCUUAAAUAGUUCUCAGUGUAUUAAAGAGGAGCUGAAAGUAAAAGAGGAAGUGAUGGAAGAACAUAACUCGGCUGUUGGCUUUGGAAUUGGACAGGACCCGAAAAGGGAGACUUUGGAUGCUUGGUUAAUGGGAAAUGGCAAUGAACAAGAACCAUUGGAGUUUGGUGUGGACGAAACGUUUGAUAUUAAUGAGCUCUUGGGUAUAUUAGACGACAACAAUGUGUCUGGUCAAGAGACAAUGCAGAAUCAAGUUGAUAGACAGCCAAACUUCAGUUACCAAACGCAGUUUCAAGAUGCUAACUUGCUUGGGAGCCUCGACCCUAUGGAGAUUGCUCAUCCUGGAGUUGAUUAUGGAUAUCCUUAUGUGCAGCCGAGUGAAAUGGAGAACAAUGGUAUUGAUUUAGACCAUCGCAGGUUCAAUGAUCUUGACAUACAGGACUUGGAUUUUGGAGGGGAAAAAGAUGUUCAUAGCGCUACAUAAGAUCUCAGAUUCAUAUUGAAUGGCCUAAGUUUGUUAUUCUGCUCCGAUACUGUCUAGCUGUUACUAGCUAGAAGCUGACUUUCUUUGAAGCUGCUGAUACUUUCUGAUGUUAAUGGUUUUGAGGCAUAGUAAAUGUAGUUAGGUAAUGUAGGACAAGUUCGAAUAUGAUCCUUUCUUUCUUCUUCUUGUGAAUACAUAUGAAGUUUAAAA